AAUGAGCAACGACUACGAGGCAUCAGUCACCCCCAGCUGGCUGACCUCUGACCCCACUGUCUGGUCCAGCAGCAGAGACGGAUUCACAGAAAACGCCACUUACCCACCUAUGGGCUCCUUCCCCCCACUGCCCCCUCUCCUGGUCAAUCCCUGGGACAUCUUGUUGUGCUCCUCAGGGACCCUCAUCGCCUGUGAAAACGCCCUGGUUGUACUGGUGAUCUGGCAGAACCCGGCUCUGCGUGCCCCCAUGUUCCUGCUGAUCGGCAGCCUGGCCCUGGCUGACCUCCUGGCUGGUCUGGGCCUGGUGCUCCACUUCACCUUGGCCUACCUGCUGAGGUCUGACUCGGCCCAGCUGCUGACUGUUGGUCUGGUGGUGGCCUCCUUCUCAGCCUCCAUCUUCAGCCUGCUGGCCAUCACCAUAGACCGUUACCUGUCACUCUACUACGCCCUGACCUACAACUCAGAGCGCACUGCCGCCUUCACCGACACCAUGCUGGUCCUCCUCUGGGGCCUGUCUCUCUGCCUGGGCCUACUUCCCGUCACAGGGGUGAACUGCCUGGCAGAGGAGUCGACGUGCAGCGUGGUGCGCCCCCUGACUAAGAACAACGUGGCGGUGCUGUCCAUAUCCUUCCUCCUGCUGUUCGGCAUCAUGCUGCAGCUGUACGCGCAGAUCUGUAAGAUCGUCAUGCACCACGCCCACCAGAUCGCCUUGCAGCAUCACUUCCUGUCCGCCUCGCCCCACUACGUCACAACCAGGAAUGGCGUGUCCACGCUGGCCAUCAUCCUGGGGACUUUUGCCGCCUGCUGGAUGCCCUUCACCGUCUACUCACUGGUCGCCGACUACACGUACCCACCUCUCUACACAUACGCCACCCUGGUGCCCGCCACCUACAACUCAGUCAUCAACCCAGUGAUCUAUGCCUUCAGGAACCAGGACAUCCAGAAGGCUCUGUGGCUGGUGUGUUGUGGCUGUAUACCGGCCAGGGUGGCCCACAGGGCCCGGACCCCUAGCCACGUCUGACUCAGACCCAGGUCCCGGGAGGGAAGGAGAGAGGGAGGAAGGCAGACAGGCAGCCGGGGCUCAGGCAGGUGGCUGGAAAGGACGGUCUGCGUGCAUAGUCAUUUUAGCUGCUUUUACUGAUGUGGGCUUUUUUCCUCAAAAGGAUUGAGAGAUUAUUAUUAGAUUAUUAAAGAUUGUGCCACUUUCUGCACAUCAGAUAAAGGGCUCGUGUGUGUGUGUACAAAAAGAUAGGAUGUCACACGGACAGAGAAGGAGGAAGAGAGGAGGAGAAGUGGAGUGAGGGAUGACAGAGGUGGGACGAUUAUCAAGAUGCUUACAAGAUGAAGUCAGGCUGAGGGCUCAAUCACCUUGUCUCGCUGCUGCACUCUGAACGUGCCUUGCAAGACAGAUAACCACGGGAGGCUAAAAAUAGCCCGGGUGCUCUGUGAUCUGCACGCCGUGCGUCUGACACAGACUCCAUGCAAAGAAACAAAGCCGCGGAGGCGGAGAGCGGGCACCUAUCUUCCCCUCCCUCCCUCCUUCCAUCCACUUUUAUUUCUCUUCAUCUCUCCCUAUUGGCCUUUAAAGCCCCCACCCUCGAGCAUGUGAGAAUGUAGGUUAUUAUGAUGUUCUGCUUGCUUUCCAUUCUGAGGUGACAACAGCCUCGGGAAGGAAAGUCCCCUGAUACCUGUAGCACACACCAUUAACCCUCCAAAUGCCUUUAUUUUAUGGUAAGGCCAGGCUUUGAUCGUUUUGAUAUCUGUUUUAUCCCUCCACUUCUUCAUACAUAAACAGGUCAACUAAUCAUACCUAAUUCAUUGGGCAUUGCAGGCACAUUGGGUAGGCAGGCUGACUGUUCUUGAAUGUAGAGUGUGAAAUGUUCCCUCUGUGAAUCGAGUUGGUUGUUCAAGCGACUCAGUUUGCAGUUAGACCAGCUGGAUGUUGUUGCAACUGAAUGUGUUUUUAUAUUCAUUUGAUCUCUUAGCCUGUCCAUUAGGUUAUGAAAAUGCCUGGUCCUCACCCCAACCUUCAACCUGCAUGUUGCAUAGGACUGUAAUGUAAACCGUUUCCCCUAAUAGCCAGGCCUGUUGGCUAAACCCUCACUAUCACUCUUCCCCUCUCCCCACCUGUUAUAAUAAAAUCAGUCAGUCACACUCAGGUCUAAUAGAUUAUCCUAAUAUGUGGUUUGUGAAUUUAAAAAGCACUCUAAAAUAUAAAGUAGCAAUCAUAUUUGUUUUCCUUUUUCAUGAAAAUGGCAUCAUCAGCAGUCCACCUCAGCAGUCCACCUCAGCAGUCCACCUCAGCAGUCCACCUCAGCAGUCCACCUCAGCAGUCCACCUUCAAUAGUCUUCUAAUUGCUACUCUGUACCUCAUCCUGUUGCGAAAAAAAAACCCUGAAUGCAAUAAUCUAUGAAUGCUGAGCCAAUCAGAAAAAUGUAUGAUCAUUGAAAUUUAUAAUGUACAUAUAGAAUAUAGACCCCUAAACCCACCCCUCUCUUUCCCUAUACCACAUCUAUGACUGGCCAUAUCCAGAUGACCAAUAUCCUAAGUGACAGACCCUGGCACAAUGUCUGGUUCAGAUCUUUGGAUAGCAAGGAAGGAGAGAGCAGUGACACGUCUUGUUGUUUCAGCUUUGGAUGUCUCCUGCCUCCUAGAACCACUUCCUUACCCUGGCUGACAAAUGCCCACCACCCCCUGACCCUAGCCAGUGUUAAAUCGGCUGCUUGCCAAUUCCUCCUGAUUCGCUCACACCGAGUCACGAUCGAACCCAGGACUUUUCUAGCACACGUGAUCGCCCUCCUUGUCAACGUACCAACCAAUUGAGCUAUCGAAAAAUAUGUAAGGCAGUAGCUCCAUCGGUGAUAUUUCACUAGCUGUGGAGUGAGUUUACGGUACACGUUCUUAAGCGCUUCCAGAUCCUCAUUCUACCCCGUCAUAUCAGCACGUCAUAUCAGCGCGCAGCAGUAACUACGUAUUAGUUACUUCAUAUGGACCGAUAGAAAUACUCUGUCAGCAAUAACAGCCUCUCCCCAGUAACAUGACCACCUCCAGCAUGAUGAUAUACGACGACAAAAACCAACAGCCCUUCUGCGAUGCCUAGCAGAGUCCUUAUACACCAGGCCCAAACAAGGACUCAACUUCCCAAGACUUGUGCUGUAUGUGAUUUCUCCAAAUGGGAAAUCAGAUCUUGACUUAUGUGUUUUGUUUUUGAAAAUGUGAAUGGGACAGGAUACUGACUGCCACUGCCCAGUAUUCUGUCAUUAGUCAUUACAAUGUCACUGCCUUUUUUAUUCUGAAUCUCCUGCUCUAUUCUCUGGCUAUGGUCUUCUUCAAUAUCUUACAAUGAAUGAAAUUGGACUCGGUAAGAAAAUAUCUUACAAGUUUUCAGUUGCAUCUGCCUUUGUGAACCUAUGAAGUGUUUUUGAGUGUUGUAAACCUAAGCGUCUGUGAAUAAGGAAAAUGUUUCUGUGCAUUUGAGUUGCAUGGCCCCUGAGUGUGUGUGUGAUCUGUGUACCAUAGAAAUAGAAUUCAUUAUAUUUCUAUGGCUUGUAUGGGGGUUUGUGAUCAGCAGCACAGACCUCCUGUAUAUCUGUCUCCAUGGGGACAGUGGCUCUGAGGACUUACUUCCAGUGUGACCCUUUGACCUCAGAGGAAAUUGUUUGCUUGUCUUCCUAUCAUUCUGAGAAAAGUGACCUUCUGAGAGAAGUGACAAAUUCCACCACAGGAAUGAAAUAGAGAAGGAUAUGUUUAAAUUAAUAGUAGAAGCAAAGAUGGUACUGUAUGGUGUAUGUGUGCAACGGCUGACUCUGAGCCGUAGUGAGGGGUUAAGGCAACGCCGUCACGUGACUGAUGGAAAAAUAACCUAUAUAUCGUUAUCACAGGUUCUGGUGGCUCUUCACAGACAAACAAUAAUACAAAGAAAACACUCUCCUUUACCUUUGAAGAAUAAUCUAUUUUGUUAUAUUUAUUGAAAGUCUCUAUUUUUUUUCUCAGGGUUGUCUCGCCUGAAUUAUGAUGUAUCCAAAGUAUCUUGUAUUUUAAUGCGCUGUAGAGCCUCUCCUGAAUGAAUUGGUAAAGAAAUUAUUGUUUAUUUUGUAUGGCAUUCUGUUGGACCAAUUAGAUUCUGUAAAUAGAGCAUGCUUAUCAUUAUAGGGGGUGUUCUGACAUCAUGUAUGGUGCUACCUGCUGCAGGAUCCAAGGGGGACUCAGGUGCACCGUAUUAGAAUGACAUCAAAUUUGACCCCCUUUUAUUGUAAUUUUACAGUCUGUGUACAUUUCCAUCCCUAGCCCCUUCCCCCCAAUCCCAUCCCCUUCUUUAGGCAGAUCUGCAAAGUCUGGAUAGGUGAAUGCAGUAUGGCAUAUACUUUACUUAGCAGAUUAGCCUGUUGGAGGGUUAGGUGGUGCUGUCACAGUACUGCUUACACCUAUCCCAAACCUUGAGGAUCUGCCAGACCAAUGAGCUAAGGGCUAGGGACGGAAAUGGAACCGGGCCUACCUUGUUUGAUGAUAGUUCUCUCAUGUACAGUAAUGUCAAUCUUUCAUGAUUCACGAUGAGCUUUCAUAGGUGAAAACAAGGGCUUCACAUUAUUGAGUAGACAAAGGAACCACUCGUGUGUGAGUUUGAUAUAGUACUUCUCUGUUAGGAAUACAUAUUCAUCUAAUGUUAAACUAUUAUUGUGCAGUGGAAUUGCACCAUAAAGGGUCAUAUUGAACUAAGAUGUGGUUGGAGGGAUUUCUACUGUGGCCAGUGGUUGGGGUUUCAACAUUGUGGGUGAAUCAUGUGGUUUGGGGGGUAUGGUACCCCGAUCCAGAGCUAAAUACAAGUCUUUUAACACCUCUAUGGGUUUCAGAAUGUGUGGGGCAGGGGACCCUACAGUACAGAAUCUUGUGUAGAUGUAUACUCUGUGUUAAAGGUGAAAUGCACUUUAUUUUUUGGAAGAAAAACAACAUACAGUGGGGCAAAAAAGUAUUU
This is a messenger RNA of Oncorhynchus tshawytscha (Chinook salmon), 4973 nucleotides long. Its product is annotated as G-protein coupled receptor 12-like. NCBI's taxonomy places the organism in Eukaryota, Metazoa, Chordata, Actinopteri, Salmoniformes, Salmonidae. Gene Ontology annotation, cellular component: membrane. Bases 2 to 1021 code for a protein of 339 amino acids. Gene Ontology annotation, molecular function: G protein-coupled receptor activity. Gene Ontology annotation, biological process: G protein-coupled receptor signaling pathway. The transcript has a single exon. The record is from RefSeq and is a predicted model, not a curated record.